Messenger RNA from Lycium barbarum (goji berry), 752 nucleotides. RefSeq lists its product as uncharacterized. NCBI's taxonomy places the organism in Eukaryota, Viridiplantae, Streptophyta, Magnoliopsida, Solanales, Solanaceae. The transcript is spliced from 3 exons. The record is from RefSeq and is a predicted model, not a curated record. Bases 194 to 412 code for a protein of 72 amino acids.
GUUAUUUUUGAACCUGCGACCAAAUAUAAGGGCUAUUUUUGUCAAUUUCUCAUUUAGCAACUAACACCAAAAUCAUCAAGCGGGUCGGAUACAGCCCAUAGAGAAGAAGAGACCAUCGAAGCAGAAAAAGCUUCAGUUUUCCAUAGAUUCUUACUGUUAUUAGAUACUAAAACAUCCUCCUUUAUCUCACUUGAUGUCUCGCAAGCGCAAUGUCAUUGUUGCCACAGGCUUGCUAGUAUUUGUAUCUGGCGGCUUAUCCUUUCCAUUUUACAUGGCGACAAGAUCGUCAAGGGCAACUCCAUUGAUUGAUUCAUCAAAGCCGUUGCCACCACAGGCAACCUUUCGUGGGCCUUACAUCAACACAGGGUCGCGUGAUAUUGGACCUGAUCAUCGAACUUACCCCAAGAAAUAACAACUUUCUUAGUUAGAAACUAGUUUGCUAGUAUUGAAGACUGCUUUAAAUUUUCCUUCUCUUUCUAUUUUAUGUAAAGAGAUAAUAAUGAGUCUGUUGAAACUGCGUUACGCUGUGGAGAAAACUAGCAAGUUUGAGAGUGAUUCUUUUAGGGAUAGGAGGCCUUAUCUGGCCUGAACAACACUGUUAUAAAUAUAAAUUGAUGUUCUUUUAGGGAAAGAGUGACCCUUUUCUACAUGUUACCAGUCUCAAAAAAAAGAGUGACCCUUUUCUCAUAUCAUUUCAUUUCAGACAUAUAAUUGUGUUAUUGCCUUGUUAGUAAAUUUUUCGUACAGAAACA